AUGCAUUGGAGCGCCAUUCAAGAUCUCCGAGAUACCGCACAACGUCUCCGGAAUGAGCUGCACGCGGUACGUGCUCUUGCUCAUCCAUUAGGCCACCGUGCCGCUGCAGCGGCCAGCUGGACCCCGAAGAUCAACAGCAGCAGCCCGUUGCACCUGAUUUUCAGCGUUUUGCCGCGUUUCCACAACACCCUCGGCUACGCCGACACGGCCGCCGUCGGCAUCCAAGUUGGCAUCGGCAAGCUCUGCGCGUGCUUAGCCGCGAUCCCCGCGAUCCUCGGCCGCCCGUCUUGCUCCGUCGGCAAGGCCUCGCUCUCCGCGGUCUUCCGGGUCCCGGGCCUCGUCUCUCGGGUUCCAGGGCCUCGCCUUGGCCGCCGCGCCAUCUCGGUGGCCGGCCGGGCCUUCCUGUUCGUCGACGGCAUCCUAUUGAACAUCGGGAGCGCCCUCGGCAUCAUAGGCACGGCGGGCCUUGCCCUCCCCAAGCGGGCCGCGCCCGCCCUGCAGGUGGUCUUCAUGCAGUUCGUCGCUCUCAGGAAGCGCGCCGAGGUCGGAGGAGGCGGGGGCGACAAUCGCGACCACCAGGCCAAACAUGCGCCUUGUGGCUACGCCGCUGGCGCACCGAUCGCAUUCGUGCAGAACGAGAACGACGGCCUUCACACUACCACAUAUCACCUGGUCCAAGCGUGCGCCCUCGUCUCGCAGCUCCAGCACUGGAUAGCUGGCUGCGGCGGCCCGGCCUGGGACCUGAUCCUGAUGGACCCAGCGACGGUGGGUCGUUACCUGGCCAAGCACGGCCAGUUCAUGUAUGACACAAUUAUGGGGAGCUGUCACGAUUUCGACGAGACGAUCAACGCGGUAAUGGCUGCCAAUCGAGCCCUCCGACACUGGCUCGACGCGGCCUGGGACAUCUCUUUCACUUGGGAGCAUAUCGCGCCGGGCUCGAACCACCAGGCUAUGCCAGAGGCGCUGCUGCUCGCGUCCGUGAGCUUGGCGCUGGCCUGGGGUUGGAUCGACGUGGCGGGUUGCCUGCUCCUGGGCUUCUUCGGUAUGGUGAGGCCGUUCGAUUUCUUGAGGCUGAGGUACCAGGACCUGGCACCUCAGGCAGUCAUGUCGCGGCAGCUGACGUCUGAGAACGCCGAGGAGGCGGCCCACGGCCUCCUGCGCGCGGGGCUCCACCCCGAGCCGCCGGAGCAGCGCCUGGAAGGGUACCUCCACCUGACGGGCCUGAUCGGCGCGUGCGCUGCGGUCCUGCUCGUCGCGUCGGUCGUGCUGCACUGGCCCCACUCCGGGGCGCUCGAGCCGACGACCCAGCGCGACCGGCUCCACGGGUGCUGGCGCGUGCACCGGCGGAGCGGCGCCACUGCCACGGAGGACGUGCCUGGCGAGCUCCGCGGUGCAGUUCUAGGCGCGGCCUCCGCGGUGCCGCCGCCGCGCACUUUGCAGCUGCCGUUCAUCGAGGAGGUGCCGAUGCUGAGCGACCAGGACGACGGCGCGAAGCCGGAGGGCGGCGACCCGCCUGCGGGCGACGGCCUCGAGCCACCCCAGGGGGCGCCGCCGCCGGCAGACCCGCCCGGCGCGGCAGCAGCCCAGCGGCAGGCCGACGCGGCCUCAGGGGGCGCGCCCGAGUUCCCGGCCGGCGGCGGCCCCGCCGCGGGCGCAGCGGUUGCGGAGGGCGCCGUGGAGGCCGUGAGCGAGCCGAGGGCGGCCGCGAGCCCGCCGGAGGCGGAGGCGGAGGCGAGGGCGGCCACUGCGCCACCGGAGCCGGGCCCACUCGAGGCUGCGGGGGCCGAUGGAGAGCCUCCCGGGGAGGCCUGCGAGGUGUUCCCGGGCUGGCGGUUCGGUUACCCCGGGCCUUGGUCGGAGUUGAGCAUCGCAGGCGUUGCGUACGGCUGCGUCGUGGAGGAUUGGUUCGCGUGUCUGGCCAUGUGCGAGCAGGAGCUAGCGUGCAAACAGGUCGUGUUCAUGAAACUUUCUUCGACCUGCUACGCCACAUCCGACCCAGGAUUCGAGGACACCGACGGGAUCGGCGGCCACAAUUUCGGCUUCGUCUCUGCGCAUUGCCGCGUGACCACCUCGACCUCGAGCACCACGAGGACGCGUACCAGCUCCACCACGACGACCCUUACGACCACCACUGGCACGCGCACCAGCACCACCAUCACGACUUCCACCAGCACAACGACAACCACCACCCUUACAACGACCAGCAGGACUACCUCCACGAGCACAUUCACGGAGACCACGUCGACCACGUCAACGACGAGGACAGCGACCUGGACUGGCAGCUUGCUCAACGCGAUCCCUUCAGUGCUUGGUCCCGUAGUGCCAGCGGCGACGGCUGCUGCAGUGGACUCCGACGAAUGGCCCCAGGGCCCACCCGGCGGUGGCUCCAUGUUCUGCUUCGCCGUCUUCGCCCCAUGGACGGUCGAGCCCGCCCUCCUGGAGUCGCAGGGCGCGGCCCGCACUGGCAUCUUCGCGUGCGACGACUGCGCCAUGUACAGCAACCCCGCCCCGCAGAUCGUGGCGGGCAUGCAGGUGGAGCUGAUCGACAUGGACAUGCACGUGCCCAAGGGGGGAAGGUGGAACACGUACUUGAACGCGCCCAUGUUCUCAGUGGUCUGGGACCUCGUCAUUAAGGACGGGCGCUGGCGGCGGCACGAUUGGGUGGUGAAGGCCUGGGGGAUGCUUGGUUCCCUCCCCGAUUACCUCUCCUGUCCUGGCCUUCUGGACCUCUUGGCUGGGCCCCGCUCCCUUUUUCCUCCAUCUCUCAUCAUCUGCCUCGGCCUUGGCUCGGAGCUGGAGUACUCGCAAGAGUUCUCGCGCCUCGCGGACCAUCGCAUGACGGUGUUUGCGUUCCAAUUGCACAACACAUUGAAGGUUACAUUGGAGAGUUCGCUUAGGUCGGCCUUUGCGGCCGACCUGUCGGCCGCAAAGGGUCGGACGUCAAGGAAUUUGUCAGUAUUGGAUGCGUUUGGUGAUUUGAUCAUGAGCUGUAGGAUGCCUUGGAUCAUUCAGGCGGAUUUCCAGAAAGUGGCCGGCACCCUUGAGGACUGCGAGUGGACGGACCACGAGAUGCGCGACAUGGAGCACCUCUUCUCCCGCUUGGCUGAUUUCGACCGCUUGGCGGUCGCGCGGAAGAGGUUCGCCUCGCAGUGGUAG
Molecule: messenger RNA, 3156 nt
Organism: Prorocentrum cordatum
Lineage: Eukaryota; Dinophyceae; Prorocentrales; Prorocentraceae
Source: the annotation of a GenBank genome assembly